Messenger RNA from Orbicella faveolata, 727 nucleotides. RefSeq names its product TNF receptor-associated factor 2-like. Gene Ontology annotation, molecular function: tumor necrosis factor receptor binding; zinc ion binding. Gene Ontology annotation, cellular component: plasma membrane signaling receptor complex; cytoplasmic side of plasma membrane. The record is from RefSeq and is a predicted model, not a curated record. Gene Ontology annotation, biological process: regulation of apoptotic process; signal transduction; regulation of canonical NF-kappaB signal transduction. NCBI's taxonomy places the organism in Eukaryota, Metazoa, Cnidaria, Anthozoa, Scleractinia, Merulinidae.
AGGGGCACAAACAUGGCGACUCCAUACAAAGCUCUAUAAAUUUGAGUGAAGUACUUUUCCGAAUAAUGUGCAAAUGAAAAACUGCACAGUCCAAAAUCUUGGCGAGGUUGUUUAUAUAUCAAUCAUCUUUCAUAUCCCAGCCUCUUCACUUAAUUUAUUGUGUGUGGUUAUGAUUUUCAUUUUUGAUGGUGUGAUACAGCAAACCAGCCAUUGCUUUUUUGCCUUAAGUUCUUAGCCAAACCAUUACAUGAACUUAAGGUAGACAACCCUGAAAACCAUUGAGUAUUCAAUGACACAUUCCUGCUAAUCCCAAAUAAGGGGAUCAGCCCCUCCCCUGUCCCCUCAAGAUUUGUUUCACAAUUUGUUUUUUCCUUUUAUAUUCAGCAAUGGAUCAUCCAAGAUGACUUGUGUACGGGACAGAAAUGAGUUGACAUCUACUGAGGUUUUUCCUGAUCACUUCAUGCGUCGUGAAGUGCUAUCCUUUGUUAUCCACUGCACAUUCUUGGAUGAUGAAUGCAAGUGGAAAGGAGAAGUGAGACACUUGGAGAACCACAUGAACAGCUGUCCAUUCCUUAAAAUACCUUGUGUGCAUCCUGAUUGUGGCAUGGAGGUGAAAAAAGCUGAUCUCACUGAGCACUUAGAAAAGGAAUGCAAGUGUAGGCUGGAAACCUGUGUUUUCUUCAGUUGGACGAUAUUAAAGAGCUGCAGAGAAGUGCUAGCGAAUUAA